CGGAAAAAGACUGGGAAUGCAGUGAUCACCGUAAACGUUUAACCCCCUCCUACGAGUGGGGGGUAGAUAGCCGAAGGAGAACUGACGUGACUCAAAAACCCUGAAUGCGCAGGUUCUUCGCUUUCUCCUCUUCAGUCAUCAAUCCCCGACUCUGCGAAGUACUACGGGUUGUGUCAGCUCCAAAUCUCCGGGCACCUGUUCUCGUCUUCAGUUAUUAUUGUAAUGUCGACUUGGAGUCCUGCUGGGCCACAACCAUCCAGUUCUUCCCUCUCACUUCAAUUUGUUGCUGGUUCCAGCCAUACUGAAACCGGCAAACCUCCACAUUGCAUAGACACGUUCAAUAUUGUCAUUUGUGGAGAAACCGGAUCUGGUAAAAGUUCCUUGAUAAAUUUGAUCACUGGGACGAACAAGGCGGUGACAUCCAUUGAUGCUGCGGGAUGUACAACCGGAACCAAUAUUGUGAACGACAGUUUGAUGAUUCAGAACGGGUUGCUGAACAUAAACCUUUUCGAUACAGCUGGUUUGGGCGAGUGCGCUCAAGGGACAGUCCCUGAUAAGGAAGCUCGAAAAAUUCUGAGGAAGCUCCUUCGAACUCUGACGGAGCAAGGCAAUAUCCAUCUCAUCAUGUACUGCGUACGGGGACAGAAAGCGAUUCGGACGCUCCGCCGGGACUACGAGUUAAUCCACUCUCAAGUGAAGAAGAAAGUUCCAAUUGUCCUUGUCGUCACAUGUUUAGAAUCCUAUAAGCCGGAGAUGAAAGAGUGGUGGAUGGUUAACGAGCGAACUAUCUCAAACCUCGGGAUGACCUUCACUGGCCAUGCAUGUAUUACCGCAAUGACAGGAUCUACGCACAUGGAGCGCCGCGCCCAAUCAUAUACCGCUAUCUGCAAGCUCAUUGAGCGGCAUUACCUCUCGAAUGAGACAAGAGUUCACACUGAAUUGUUACGAGGCACUGUUCACAACGUCCCAAGGACCAAGCGCAACACCAUCGUAGUCUUCGGGGAGACUGGAGCAGGAAAAAGCUCCCUUAUCAACCUCAUGGCGGGAAAGAACGUAGCAGGUACCUCUUGUGGCAUUGAAGCCUGCACGACGCACUGGAAAGAAUAUUCCCUCGAAUUCGGUGGCGAGUUUUUCAAGGUGUUUGAUACCGUUGGACUCGAUGAACCACAGCUGGGAAUCCCACAGUACUUCGAUGCCAUCGAGAAUACCUAUACUCUUAUUCAGAAUUUGGAGAAAGAAGGUGGCAUCGAUCUUCUUCUGUUCUGCAUGCCGGCAGGCAGACUCAAAGUUAUGCACCAACGCAAUUACCAGCUCUUGCGCUAUUUCCUCUGCGACAAGAAGGUUCCCAUCGUUCUAGCGAUCACGAACCUUGAAAGAGAGCAGAACAUGGAGAGCUGGUGGACGAGAAACCAGAAGAUCUUUCGUGAGAAGAAGAUUCGCGUCGAUGGUCACGCUUGUAUCACCGCCAUCACCACCAUCGAAACCUAUCCAACCUUGCAAAGAAACUCCGAGUCGCACGACACGAUCUGGGACCUGGUCAAGAAUAUCACUGCUAACGGGCAAAAGCGAGCAUGGAAGGGGAGAAACGACCUAUUUGUGUCAUCGAUUGUGAGGAAUGGGAAUUUACGUGUGAGGAAGGAUAUUGUCUCCCGCCUCACCAAGCGUUGCCACAUGUCUCCAGAAGUCGCAAAAGAGUUAGCUGGUAGGAUCAGCGGGAUCAAGAAAGGCGUUGUGGAUGGAGCUACUUGACACUUUGCGUUGCAGCAUGCCUCGAGGUGGCUACUUAGAUUUCCGUGUUCGAUGUGUGCUCGUCUUACUGUACAUCUUAUUCCAUUUGUAUCCUGUCUUUAUUUCUGUAUAAUGUAAGUGUACGACCCC
Suillus subaureus is the source of this 1878-nucleotide messenger RNA. RefSeq names its product P-loop containing nucleoside triphosphate hydrolase protein. The transcript has 4 exons. The record is from RefSeq and is a predicted model, not a curated record. Gene Ontology annotation, molecular function: GTP binding. Lineage: Eukaryota; Fungi; Basidiomycota; Agaricomycetes; Boletales; Suillaceae. The coding region runs from base 223 to 1749 and encodes 508 amino acids. Gene Ontology annotation, biological process: tRNA methylation; tRNA wobble uridine modification. Gene Ontology annotation, cellular component: mitochondrion; cytoplasm.